Molecule: messenger RNA, 2013 nt
Organism: Neurospora hispaniola
Lineage: Eukaryota; Fungi; Ascomycota; Sordariomycetes; Sordariales; Sordariaceae
Product: citrate synthase-like protein
Exons: 2
Coding region: 1-2013 (670 amino acids)
Biological process (GO): fatty acid biosynthetic process; tricarboxylic acid cycle; acetyl-CoA biosynthetic process
Cellular component (GO): cytosol
Molecular function (GO): ATP citrate synthase activity
Source: RefSeq, a predicted model, not a curated record
AUGCCUUCCGCAACGACCGCUAGCACCAACGGUGCCAAUGGCGCCUCUGCCAGCCCUGCUCCCGGCAACCUCUCUGCGAACGACAACAUCCGCCGCUUCACUGCUCCCAGCAGGCCGUUGAGCCCUCUCCCCGCCCAUGCUCUCUUCAACGAGAAGACACGAUGCUUCGUCUACGGUCUGCAGCCCCGUGCUGUCCAGGGCAUGCUCGACUUCGACUUCAUCUGCAAGCGCUCCACCCCCUCGGUCGCUGGCAUCAUUUACACCUUUGGUGGUCAGUUCGUCAGCAAGAUGUACUGGGGCACUAGCGAGACCCUCCUGCCCGUCUACCAGGAGGUUCCCAAGGCUAUCGCCAAGCACCCCGAUGUUGACGUCGUUGUCAACUUUGCCUCCUCCCGCAGUGUCUACAGCUCCACCAUGGAGUUGAUGGAGUACCCUCAGAUCAAGACCAUUGCUAUCAUUGCUGAGGGUGUUCCCGAGCGCCGCGCUCGCGAGAUUGCCUACGUUGCCAAGAAGAAGGGCAUCACCAUCAUUGGCCCUGCCACCGUUGGUGGUAUUAAGCCCGGCUGCUUCAAGAUCGGUAACACUGGUGGUAUGAUGGACAACAUUGUUGCUUCCAAGCUCUACCGCAAGGGCUCUGUCGGCUAUGUCUCCAAGUCCGGUGGCAUGUCCAACGAGCUCAACAACAUCAUCUCCCAGACCACGGAUGGUGUCUACGAGGGUGUUGCCAUUGGUGGUGACCGUUACCCCGGAACCACCUUCAUCGAUCAUCUUCUGCGCUACCAGGCCGACCCUGACUGCAAGAUUCUCGUCUUGCUUGGUGAAGUCGGUGGUGUUGAGGAAUACAAGGUCAUUGACGCUGUCAAGCAGGGCAUCAUUACCAAGCCCAUCGUUGCUUGGGCCAUUGGAACUUGCGCCAGCAUGUUCAAGACUGAGGUUCAGUUCGGUCACGCUGGUGCCUUCGCCAACUCUCAGCUCGAGACUGCGGCCACCAAGAACAAGAGCAUGCGUGAGGCUGGUUUCUAUGUUCCCGACACUUUCGAGGACAUGCCUGCUCUCCUCAAGCAGGUCUAUGACAAGCUUGUAGCUGAUGGCACUAUUGUCCCCGCCCCCGAGCCCGUUGUCCCCAAGAUCCCCAUCGACUACUCGUGGGCUCAGGAGCUUGGCCUUAUUCGUAAGCCUGCUGCCUUCAUUUCUACCAUUUCCGACGACCGUGGUCAGGAGCUCCUCUACGCUGGCAUGCCCAUCUCGGACGUUUUCAAGGAGGAGAUUGGUAUCGGCGGUGUCAUGUCCCUUCUCUGGUUCCGCCGCCGCCUCCCCGAUUAUGCCGCCAAGUUCCUUGAGAUGGUUCUCAUGCUUACUGCCGAUCACGGUCCUGCCGUGUCUGGCGCCAUGAACACCAUUAUCACCACUCGUGCCGGCAAGGAUCUCAUCAGCUCCUUGGUCGCUGGUCUCUUGACCAUUGGCUCUCGUUUCGGUGGUGCCCUUGAUGGUGCUGCUGAGGAGUUCACCAAGGCUUUCGACAAGGGCCUGAGCCCCCGUGAGUUUGUCGACACCAUGCGCAAGCAGAACAAGCUUAUCCCAGGUAUCGGUCACCGUGUCAAGUCUCGCAACAACCCCGAUCUUCGUGUCGAGCUUGUCAAGGAAUACGUCAAGGCCAAGUUCCCCUCUACCAAGCUUCUGGACUACGCCCUCGCCGUCGAGAGUGUCACUACCUCCAAGAAGGACAACCUUAUUCUCAACGUCGACGGCUGCAUUGCUGUCUGCUUCGUUGAUCUCCUAAGGAACUGCGGUGCUUUCAGCACGGAGGAGGCUGAGGACUACCUCUCCAUGGGCGUUCUCAACGGUCUGUUCGUGCUUGGUCGUUCCAUUGGUCUCAUUGCCCAUUACCUCGACCAGAAGAGACUCCGCACUGGUCUUUACCGUCAUCCUUGGGAUGAUAUCACUUACCUCCUCCCCAGCCUCCAGCAGCCCGGCCCUCCGGGUACUGAGGGUCGUGUUGAGGUCCAAAUUUAA